Messenger RNA from Guyanagaster necrorhizus, 450 nucleotides. RefSeq lists its product as uncharacterized. The transcript has 3 exons. The coding region runs from base 1 to 450 and encodes 149 amino acids. Lineage: Eukaryota; Fungi; Basidiomycota; Agaricomycetes; Agaricales; Physalacriaceae. The record is from RefSeq and is a predicted model, not a curated record.
AUGCGGCACCAAUCCGUCACGAGCGAUGAUGGACCUGAGGCAAAUGUCGUCGGACCGCCGCCACUGGAAGAAUUCGAGGCUCAGGGAUGCGAGUUUUGGGGAGCGCUCGAGGAUGCCGGAGAGAUAAUGCGAAAGGCUACCAAGCAAGCUGGAAUCGCAGAUGUUGAUGGUAGUGAGAUGGUCGUGCUGUAUUCUGGGAAUGAUCCGGGACGGCAAUGCGUCGGAGUUAUGGAAGUCUAUAAGACGUGGCGCAAAUUCAAAACCGUCAAUAACGUCGACGUCUGGAUAAGAGGAGGAAAGAUAGAGGCGGGAAAGAUUUGGAAUGCGACCACGUAUUUGAGAAAGCAUGGGUACAAGAUCGGAAACGAGGCUGAGAUCAGCCACGGACCAGCGGUGGGAAUGGGCAAGGAGUAUUUGGAAGAGUGCCUUGAACUUCUCAUCCUCUUCUGA